AUGCAGCGCAGCCAUCCAGGUGACGACUCCUGGACACCUCUCGGCCAACGCCGAGGGAUAUCAGACCUGGCGCGAUCCGCCUUGAGUCUCGACUUGCACUGGGUCAGGGCAGACACUGAAAGUGCUGCUCGUCAGAGGAGCUAUCCCUCUCCCCCCAUGUCAGGAUCUCCAUCGAUCCCCCCUAAACUCAGCCAGGAGGCAGCCGAACGGGCGCAGGGAAGCUAUCAGCCCAUCACGCAGGAUGUUUACCGUGGAAUCCCAACAUCACAAGGUCACGAAAGGGCGCAGGCGAGCAACAUAGCCGGACCUUCUCGGCAGUUCCUCACCGAUCCACCAGAACGAACCGCAUAUUCUUUCCCUCCACAGCAAUCUGAGAGACCGGCACCUCAGCCUCUUACUUACUCCCAUUUGUCCAGCCAGAUCGGUGGACAACCAGGGCCGGCAUAUCUCCCAAUCCCAGGCACAGGCAGUGCAGUUGGGCCAUCGGGACAGCUAGCAGCUUCGCAAACCUAUCCUUCAGCACUUCACUCACAGCUGCAAGAUCCUCUUCAACAUAGCUCUGCAAAGGCGAGGAAGACCAAGGGGCAUGUGGCAUCCGCAUGUGUGCCGUGCAAGAAAGCCCACCUUCGGUUGGUUGCCCCGUCAAAACCUGUUGGCAUUGCCUAA
Molecule: messenger RNA, 666 nt
Organism: Podospora anserina S mat+
Lineage: Eukaryota; Fungi; Ascomycota; Sordariomycetes; Sordariales; Podosporaceae
Exons: 1
Coding region: 1-666 (221 amino acids)
Source: RefSeq, a predicted model, not a curated record